CAAUAGGAAUAUUGGAGAAUGCCCGCCAUUGUCAUUUUACUACGACAUGUGCGAGGAGUAGGAUCAAUAUUUCGCUAUGUCCGCGCGCGCAUCUGGAGUUUUUAAGGAAGGAACGUUAGCGAAUGCUACAUAUAAACAGUAGUGAUACCUAUGUCAAGUUUACAUACUUAUAGCUACGGACUGUACCACGAAAAAUCAAGGUAUAAAGUAUCUAGAGUAAUGCAUCAUUUUAACUGUAGCGCUCUCCAGUAACCGCAACAUCCCUUCCCACCAUGUAUAAUCGCGUUACUGAUAUAUGUGAAAGUCGGACAUAUGGCGAAUUACUGGGAUGAAAUCAUCCAUGUGUGGCAAUUUCAAAUGAUGAUAUUUCGACAGGAAAAUGGUACGCUGUCAGCGGAUCUCUUGUUAAAGAACAGUUGAGAGUAAAAUCAAUAGGGAAAACAUCAUUCUUUAAAGAGACAAGGGACAAUUAGCAGAGCGCAGGGGAUUAGUACCAUAUGAUCUGAAAAGCUUAGCACGGGAUACAAAUUAGUAGUGAUGUUAGAUGAACCCUUGUUUUGUGGACGUCAUUCAUCAUUUUGGGGGCAGCGCGGUUGGAUUUUGCACAGUGUCCUGGAUUAAUCUUGCACCAUGUGCUUUACUUUCCUUGCACUGUGUUCGCCAGUUUAAGCCUCUGUGGUUUCUAUCUCUAACAAUCAGAUUUGCUCAUCUGAUUUGCAGGAUAUUUUCCAAAUUUAGUCAACCGGCUUUUCUCUGCCCAGGAAUUACUUAUCGGAUAUUGACACUGAAAAAGGGUAUAAUACAGACAACAUAAAAAGGAUAAUUCUGCCUUCAACAAGAUAUCUCUUUUGCAACAUUCCAUAAAAGGGUCACCACAAGCCGCUUCCGUUUCUCAUCUACCUCAACAUUCCUCUUAACCUUAAAGUGUACCAGUUUAUAGAAUACCGUUUAUUACCAUAAACCUAACAUUCCAAAAAGGCAGAAUCCUACCAUAGAGAAAAUGUUAUUUUAACCUGAGGAUUUAAUUCUUGGAAAAGGCAAUCCUAUUUCUUAUCUCCGAAAUUUACAUGUUUGUCAAUUUCUUUGUGAGGUUAAUAAAAUGAAAAUAUUGUGUCUUGGUUCUUUGAAUCAUUGAAAAUUACGGUGCUCUUGUGGAAGUUUUGGAAAAUGGCGAAAUGAGAAAAGACCUCUCCCCUGACAUGAGACUCUGAAGUUUUGGCGCUCUCUCGGACAUGGCUGAGAGGCGAUGAAGAAGCAAAACGUUCGGACUUUAUCUCUCAUUGUUUGUACCUUCACGUAUCUCUUGGUCGGAGCCGCUGUCUUUGACGCCCUGGAAUCGCAGAACGAAAGUGACGUCAGGAGAGAAUUAAAUAGCGAGGAAAUGAUGCUUAGAACUAAAUGCAAUAUCAGCUCAAAGGCAUACGAAGAUCUCAGAACCAUCAUAUGGAAAGUACAACCUUACAAAAAUGGUCGGCAAUGGAAAUUUGCUGGUGCCUUCUAUUUCUCUCUCACAGUCAUCACUACAAUAGGCUAUGGUCACAGCACCCCUCAGACGGACAGCGGGAAAAUCUUCUGUAUGUGGUACGCUCUCGUGGGGAUUCCCCUCUGUCUCAUCAUGUUCCAAAGUGUCGGCGAACGUCUCAACACAUUUGUGACGUUUCUUCUCAAACAAAUCAAAAAAUGCUUCAGGAGAAAGAAUUGUGAAGUUUCGCAGACAAACCUAAUUAUGGUAGCCUGUAUUUUGUCUUGUUUAUUUUUGACCGUGGGGGCAGUUGUUUUUACGUACUACGAGGACUGGUCGUAUUUAGACGCCUUUUACUAUUGUUUUAUCACGCUUACCACUAUUGGAUUUGGUGACUACGUGGCUUUACAAAGCAACAAUGCGCUGCAGGACAAUCCACAGUACGUGACUUUUAGUUUGAUAUUCAUUCUCUUUGGAUUAACGGUCAUCUCUGCAGCAAUGAACCUUUUAGUAUUAAGAUUUUUAACGAUGAAUACCGAAGACGAACAAAGAGACGAGUUAGAAGCAGCUGCGGCUGCGCAGACUGCAGUACGAUUAGAAGGUGACGUCAUUACUUCCAAUGGCAACGUUGUGUCAGGUGCUCAAGAAAAUCCGGAAUUAAAUGACGUCACGUCCGUGUGCUCAUGUUCAUGCUACAAUCUGCGGAAGAAUAAAAACCGAUACACAGUAACUCGGCUUCCAGGGAAAAUUUCGCAUCUUUUACCGAUGCACAGUGUCAGUUCUGGCAAGGACGAUAACUUUAUGUCAGACGUCGAGUCCAAUUCUGUCUUACAUUUUCAACAUAUUAAUUCAAAAAGGGCAUCGGUAUAAAAUUACAUUUGAAGACUUCAUAUCACAGGAGAAAUUGAGUGGGGAAUACUUUAUUAUAUAUUUUUACAUUGGUACUGAGUUGUGUGCGAAAAUUAUCCAAUUAUCAUUAUCAUAUCAUGUAUCCAUUCAACCAGAUUCUAUUUUUGCAUACUUAGUAUGUUGACCUUCUUUAUUAUAUUGUAGAAUGUAUACAGAGAAUUGCUGACGCUUUGGGGGACGGUUGCGAUUGCGUACAUAACACGCUGACGUGUAAAUGUUUAUGGACAAACGUGUAUUGCUCUAUAUUUACCAAUAUCUUAUUAAAUUAACGGUCAUCACCAGGAUUUCUAUUUUUAGACAAAUUGUCGUUGACCUGUCGGGAUAUAUAAGUACAUGUACUGCACUUACAAUGAUAAAGAAAUUAUUUUGAUUAGUAUGGGGAUAAAUAUGCAAAAUAUCUAUUAAUCCAAAAUGCUUUUAUUAUUGCCAUGGGAAUACACAUUGUAAUUGCACUCAGUGGGUAAAACUUCGACGAUACAUAUGUGCAUUUGAAUAUCUUUGUAUACAGUAAAAAUACAAAGUAGACAAAUAUCUCCCAAAAAAGUCAGUUGAUAGGAAAGAAUCAAUUGAAAUUGUAUUAAUGCUCUCCUGUAAUUAACGGCGGACUUUGGGAAUAAGAUAUCCCCCUGUAGAAUUUAGUAUGACUUCCUGGUUUUAAAAUGUUUACAAACAGCGUGUUUAAAGAAAAUGCCAGAAUUAAAUUAUUAAAAAGUAUCUUAUUCCUUUAUAAAUGUUUUCGAAACACCAAUAUACGUAGCUUUCACGUGUGUUUCACAAACUUUUGUUUCUAUUUACCUUUUUGCAAGUUUUUGCCUGACUGUUUAUGAGCACUAAUUUUCUCCAGUUAAUAUAAUACUCUGCGUUUUAUUGAUAUUUAUAUAUAUUGCAAUAUUCUUUACUGUUCGUUAAUUAUGAGUGGUGGGGGAUGAUAAAUUGUUACAGCAAUAAGUGUAUUGUGUGAGAGCAAGUCAGAACUGAAUGACUGAAACGUUUUUUUUUUUAAAAUAUGUUCUUGUUAAAUUAGUAGAAAGUAGAACUGUUAUAUUUGUGUUAAUGACAUAAAAAGGAUAAUUAAUGAUAUUUUUCAACAACGCCAUAUGUAUCAAAUAUAUUCCUUUACUUCGAUAAUGUGAGCAGUUUUUAUUUCAGAGGGACACGUGAUUCAGUUCAAAAUUACUAGUAUUACAUCUUUUGUCUUUGAUCAUUUUUUCGAUCCAUUGUCAUUAUGAUAUUCUGUUUCUUUUGAACUUGGUAUUCGUUGGUAUGUUGUUUCUAUUUUCAUUGUGACAUAUGGUAUCCAAAUGUUGCAGACCUUUACUGCUAUAAAUCAAAGAAGAAACACGAGUGAGAUGGGUAAACAGUACUAAACGUUGUUCAUAAAUAAUUCUUUAUGUUUGUUCAUACCUUCAUUAAGGAUAUGAUGAAAGUUCCAACAUACGAAUAGUUUAUGUUCAAUACGUCGGUCAUUCCUUUGUUCUAACUUUGAUUAGAAGGAUUAUAUUUUAAUUCUUGAUAUGAAUCAUUACAGUGAAUUUUUAUUCUUAGUUUAGAAUGAAACUUAUGAUGCAAAAAUAUAAACACAUUUUCUUUUUAGGACGGGGUGAUAAUUUAAAUGGUAUUUCCAUAUGAGACCUAUCCGAGUUCAAAACUGUAUAUCUCAUUAAAGGUGAUUUUGCAGUAAACGUUUGUACAAUUUAUCUAUAAAAAUAUUAAAAAGUUCGCCAACUUAUUUCAUUAUUUUCCAACAAAACCAAUAUGUUAUAAUUCUAACCAAUGAAGAAUUAUUUAGAUGAGGAAUUUUAAUAUUGAUCUUCUUUUCUGACCCUAACUUCAUGAAAAAUAUUAAUAAUUUUGUCUGUGAUUUUUAUUUAUUGUUAGAUAAACCUCGUUUCCUCAGCGGAAUUUUGAAAUGUGUCCUUCUUCCAAUACCAUAUGUGUGAAUAAGGGCUGAACUUUUUUCAUAUUUUUUGAAAUCAAAUAAAUUUUAUACAAAGUUGC
Molecule: messenger RNA, 4369 nt
Organism: Saccostrea cuccullata (small rock oyster)
Lineage: Eukaryota; Metazoa; Mollusca; Bivalvia; Ostreida; Ostreidae
Product: two pore potassium channel protein sup-9-like
Exons: 3
Coding region: 1247-2332 (361 amino acids)
Biological process (GO): potassium ion transmembrane transport; stabilization of membrane potential
Cellular component (GO): plasma membrane
Molecular function (GO): potassium ion leak channel activity; outward rectifier potassium channel activity
Source: RefSeq, a predicted model, not a curated record